This is a messenger RNA of Acanthosepion pharaonis, 1473 nucleotides long. The record is from the annotation of a GenBank genome assembly. NCBI's taxonomy places the organism in Eukaryota, Metazoa, Mollusca, Cephalopoda, Sepiida, Sepiidae.
AUGAAGUUAGGAAAGGGGAAACUAUUGAUCGUGCAAUCUAUCCAUCUAUCUAUCUAUCUAUCUAUCUAUCUAUCUAUCUAUCUAUCUAUGUCUAAGUCGGUUCACAUCUAUCUAUCUAUCUAUCUAUCUAUCUAUCUAUGUCUAAGUCGGUUCACAUCAAUAUGUCUGUCUAUCUAUCUAUGUCUUAGUCGGUUCACAUCAAUAUGUCUAUCUAUCUAUCUAUCUAUCUAUCUAUGUCUAAUCGGUUCUCAUCGAUAUGUCUGUCUAUCUAUCUAUCUAUCUAUCUAUCUAUCUAUCUAUCUAUGUCUAAGUCGGUUCACAUCUAUCUAUCUAUCUAUUUACCUAUGUCUAAGUCGGUUCACAUCUAUCUAUCUAUCUAUCUAUCUAUCUAUCUAUCUAUGUCUAAGUCGGUUCACAUCAAUAUGUCUGUCUAUCUAUCUAUGUCUUAGUCGGUUCACAUCAAUAUGUCUGUCAGUCUAUCUAUCUAUCUAUCUAUCUAUCUAUCUAUCUAUCUAUCUAUGUCUAAGUCGGUUCACAUCUAUCUAUCUAUCUAUCUAUUUACCUAUGUCUAAGUCUAUGUUCACAUCAAUAUGUCUGUCUAUCUAUCUAUGUCUUCUCGGUUCAUCAAUAUGUCUAUCUAUCUAUCUAUCUAUCUAUCUAUCUAUCUAUCUAUCUAUCUAUCUAUGUCUAAGUCGGUUCACAUCUAUCUAUCUAUCUAUCUAUUUACCUAUGUCUAAGUCGGUUCACAUCUAUCUAUCUAUCUAUCUAUCUAUCUAUUCGGUUCACAUCAAUAUGUCUGUCAGUCUAUCUAUCUAUCUAUCUAUCUAUCUAUGUCUAAGUCGGUUCACAUCUAUCUAUCUAUCUAUCUAUUUACCUAUGUCUAAGUCGGUUCACAUCUAUCUAUCUAUCUAUCUAUCUAUCUAUCUAUCUAUGUCUAAGUCGUCUAUCUAUCUAUCUAUCUAUCUAUCUAUCUAUCUAUGUCUAAGUCGGUUCACAUCUAUCUAUCUAUCUAUCUAUCUAUGUCUUAUAUCUAUGUCUAAGUUCACAUCUAUCUAUCUAUCUAUCUAUCUAUCUAUCUAUUCUAUCUAUCUAUCUAUCUAUCUAUCUAUCUAUCUAUCUAUCUAUCUUAUCAAUAUGUCUAAGUCGGUUCAUCAUCUAUCAUAUCUAUCUAUCUAUCUAUCUAUUUACCUAUGUCUAAGUCGGUUCACAUCUAUCUAUCUAUCUAUCUAUCUAUCUAUCUAUCUAUCUAUGUAUGUAUCAAGUCGGUUCACAUCAAUAUGUCUGUCUAUCUAUCUAUGUCUUAGUCGGUUCACAUCAAUAUGUCUGUCAGUCUAUCUAUCUAUCUAUCUAUCUAUCUAUCUAUCUAUGUCUAAGUCGGUUCACAUCUAUCUAUCUAUCUAUCUAUCUAUCUAUCUAUCUAUGUCUAAGUCGGUUCACAUCUAUCUAUCUAUCUAUCUACAUAUGCAUGUUUAG